This is a messenger RNA of Pieris napi, 1048 nucleotides long. It is a transcript of the gene Aprt, whose product is annotated as adenine phosphoribosyltransferase. The transcript has 4 exons. Lineage: Eukaryota; Metazoa; Arthropoda; Insecta; Lepidoptera; Pieridae. Gene Ontology annotation, molecular function: adenine phosphoribosyltransferase activity; adenine binding; AMP binding. The coding region runs from base 128 to 685 and encodes 185 amino acids. The record is from RefSeq and is a predicted model, not a curated record. Gene Ontology annotation, biological process: AMP salvage; adenine salvage. Gene Ontology annotation, cellular component: cytoplasm.
AAUUUGUACAGUUUGGUAUUCGAAACGGAGUAAUUAUAUAGACUUUGUAUUAUUCGUUAUUAUCAACUAAUAUAUAUUAUAAAAACUUUAUAGUAAAUUGGCGCAAAUUGUUCUAUCUUUUAGAAAAAUGACUAUGGGUACAGAAUAUGAAAAAAAAAUCGCUGAACUUGUAAAAAAAAUUAAGAAUUUUCCAAAUUUUCCUAAACAAGGAAUUUUAUUUUGGGAUAUUUUCUCAGCAAUAUCAGAUGGUGCAGCAUGUAAACUAUUACAAGGACUCUUAAUUGAGACAAUACGUUACAAAUAUCCUGAUGUGGAAGCUGUGGUUGGGCUGGAGUCAAGAGGCUUUCUCUUUUCAUUCUCAAUAGCAGCAGAGAUGGGAAUAGGAUGCCUACCAGUACGGAAGAAAGGAAAACUGCCUGGAGAAGUUAUAUCAUAUAAAUAUGAUUUAGAGUAUGGAUCGGACACAUUGGAGAUCCAGAAAAACUCGAUGAAACCUGGACUAAAAUGUGUUAUUAUUGAUGAUUUAAUAGCUACAGGUGGUUCUUUGAAUGCAGCUAUACAGUUGUUACAAAAUAGUGGAGCCGAGGUCCUUGGUUGUCUGGUAAUAAUUGAACUAGAAUCGUUAAAUGGACGUAAGAACAUACCAAAAACUAUACCUGUUCAUUCCAUGAUCAAAUAUGACUAAAUGUAAAUUUCUUAACAAUGUUCUGGAAACAAAUUGGAACUGGAUUAAAUUUAUUCUGGAAUGUUUUAAGCAAAUUAGAAUAAUUAUGCUUGUUGUAAUUUGAUUCAUUUAUACUUCAUUCUUCAGGUUAUCAUUUUGUUAAAGGGCAGGCCAUUAGGUUCAUCAUUGAUAAUUCUAUACAUUGUUGUUAAUUUACUUAAUUAUCAGCUUAUGUAGGUUAGACAAAAUUUAAAUGUAUAUAUUAUAUAUGUAUAUACAUAUAUUGAAUUGGAUUUGGCAACCAAUUUUAAAAAUUGAUUAAAAUAGAUUUCUGUAAUAGACCACAACGUAAAUGAAAGUUUGUCAAUAAUAAUAUGGCUGAAA